CUGAGUCAGCGGCCAUGCGCAGAUGGAUCCAGAGGAGGGCUGUGCUGUGUAGGCUGUAGUCUACAUAAGAUCUGUGCCUGCGGGGCUGCACACUCACUGCCGACCUGCAAAUCACAGGCAGCAACUGGAGGCUUCACUUUGCAUUUGAAUCAUCCGAGAGACGCACUGGUUUUUUUUUGUGUGUGUGUUGUUGUUUUUGUUUGUUUCAUGAGGAAAACAUAAAUCCAGGAUAAACCCUCCUCCUCCUCCUCUUCUUGCUACUGACCAUCUCGGACCCCGCGGAUGCAGAGAGCAGCAACGAUGCGGCGGCUCUGCUGUUAAACUCGUUGGACCCCCUCUUCCUCCUCCUCUUCCUCCUUCUCUCUCCCUUUUUUUUUUUUUUUUGCCGGUUUUUUUUUUAAUCUAAAGGAGGCAGAAUAAACCCACAAUGAAGCUCAAGCCGAACCAGACCAGGACAUACGAUGGCGAGGGCUUCAAGAAACGAGCAGCGUGUCUGUGCUUCAAGAAUGAACGUGAGGAAGAGGUUCUGCUGGUCAGCAGCAGUCGGCACCCGGACCAGUGGAUCGUCCCCGGAGGCGGGAUGGAGCCAGAAGAGGAGCCGUGUGGUGCUGCAGUGCGAGAGGUGUUUGAGGAGGCUGGCGUGAAGGGCAAACUAGGACGUCUGCUCGGUGUAUUUGAGCAAAACCAAGAUCGGAAGCACAGGACGUACGUGUAUGUGUUGACUGUCACAGAAACGCUGGAGGCCUGGGAAGACUCCGUCAACAUAGGCCGUAAGCGGGAGUGGUUCACCGUCGACGAGGCCAUCAAAGUGCUGCAGAGCCACAAACCCGUCCACGCCGAGUACCUGAGGAGGCUCCAGCUCAGCUGCUCCCCAACCAACGGAAACUCCAUCCUCCCGAGCCCACCGCCGAACGACAACUACCCCCAUUACAGCGCCACCGCCACCACUCCCUCGACGGGCAGCGUGUUGGGCACCUCCUGCAGAUAGGACUGCACCAAAACUUGUGUCCUGUCCAGCUCGGGCACUUCACUGAAAGUCUGUACAGUCUUGCAUGAAUCUAACGACUUUACAGAGUUACGGCUCUCCUGUAUGUAUAAUUUCUAGUCUUAGCUGCAGGACAGACCAAAGCCAUCGCCAGAACUGUGUUAAAGACUCGUGUGACAGAGCGGGAGAAGUCUCUGACAGAACAACUGUGGAUAUAGCUAUCUCAAGAACUCUUUUUCUUUUGCUGGCAAACACCAGACUGAUGAGCUGAAGCUUGGGAAGAAGAAGCUGCAGUGGACUCCGCGUGCGUUAAUGACCUGGUGAAGGAAUGCCUUACAGAAACUGUAUGAAUGUUGUAUUUGGGUUGUUUUAUUUCACUAACGGCCAUUUUUAUUUUAUUUUUAGCAGAAUGGAUAUUUUUUUCUAGUCAAUAAAAAGAGUAAUUGACCCCAAAGCACGUCCAUGUGGGGAAUGUUUUCAGACUUAAUAAUGUUUUAGUCAUCAACCCAUGAUGAUGAUAACGGCAUAUAUCAUAUUCUACUACAUAGAUCAUGGAUAAAAAAAAAAAAAAAGCCUGAGCAUUGAUAUGUUGCAUUUUAAUGUAAAGUGGGGAUUUUUUUUUUCACACAAUGCAAUCACUAAUUAACUUUUUUCUAAAGAUUAAGUUUUGGCCUGAAGUGAUAAAGCCACCUCCAACAUCUCCUUUCUACAAAAUUAAAUGGGGGAAAAUGCCAUGAUAGGAAUGUCUUUCAGCCCAAAAAGACAGGGUCAAAGGUCAAAGACGUACUAUCUCACAGGACUACCAGCUGUCAGGGAGUUGAUACUAAACUAAAAACUGGAUAUGAGUCAUGAUGCUGUGUUUAUAGUUAAACUUUAACCUCUAAGGUUUUACAUGUCCGCUAACCUUGACUGUUCCAACAAACUGUUGUCCAUUUAAAAGCCACAUACCUUUCGUCAGUGUUUACUGUUUCCCAUGUUGUCACAGUGAAAGUAUUUAAUGCUGUAAAAGUACAUCUCUGCCUUAGGUAUUGUGCUGCUAGGGUCAAUUGAGUUUAUUUCAACUCUGGUCAUUUAAAAAGUGGAUUUUUCUUCAAAUCAUUUGUGUAUUUUACUUUAAAUGAAAAUUACUGUGGUUGACUGCUCUAAAUCUCUAAAUUAAUGCUCAGCAGUUUUUAUCAUGACUCAUGGUGCUGCAAGGCAAUUGAAAACAAGAAACGACAACCAAAUGACGUAAUUUCCAUGUACUAUGUGAUUGUUUCCUCCACCACCUGCAGGUAACUAAGAUUACUUGAGCCUACGGCUGCAACUAAAAACUACUUUCAUCAUAGUUGCAUUUGACAAUUAUUUGCUUGAUUAAUCAAUUUAUGAUUCGGUCUAUAAAAUGUAGAAAAAGAGUUAUCACAGUUUCUGUCCAUCAGUUCAUCAUUUCAGCUCUACUCGUAUCCCACUAAGUCUGGGGCAGAUUUUACUGGUUCAUAAAAUACAACAUCCAUCGAGUCAGUGUCCGGGGCCCCCUUUCUUUCUCUCUUCAUGUGUCCUAUAUGUAUUAUAUACUGUCAAUUAAAGGCAAAUACAACUACAACAACUACAUUUAGAAUAUGGAGACAGAAGUCCAAAGAAAAAUGGCUCAACUCAGCAGUUAAACUGUAAUCAUUUCAGAUAAUGUUUUGCUUACGUAAGCGUUCUCGCUGAAAAGAGACACCCACUCACUCCUGUGUUGACAGCUGAAUGACGACUAGUAACCAUACAGAGAUUUGUAAAUAGCUUUGAAGAGAAACAUUGAACAUGUGUUUUUAACCUGAAUGAAUCUGUAAAAUUUAUCUUAAUAUUUUAUAUAUUUUUUAACAAUGUAUAAAUUGCAGGAAAAAAAACAUGUAGAAAACCCACUGAGAACAGUAUGUACAGUGUAUUUGUAUCAAUGACAAUGUGCCACAGGUUUAGGAUAUGAAGGCUGGUUGGUUUGUGUCUAAUGAAAUAGAGACGGUUGAAUUACUGCAUUUUAAAAUCACAGUUUGGUGAAAUCAGUGUGUCUGUCCAUUAUGAAUGAAGAUGAUCAGUGAGACGCACGAAAUAAAGACCGGAUAGAUUUAAUUUAUAUAUAUAGCAUCUUGCUAAUCAACUUGUGAGCAUCAGGUACACAAGACUGAGUAUUAAUAUAGACAUAAAUGAUGAAAUUGGAUUUUUAUAACUUUUUUUUGGGGGGGGAUAUGCAGUUUUAGAAAAUAAAGGCAGGGCAGUAAUUAUCAGAGAAAUGUUUUGGAGGCUUCGGUUAAACUGAAAAGUUGAAUUUGUCAUACACUUUCACUUUCACAGACAAAUAUUAAUUGUCUUGUUUAUUCCCCAUGUGACCCAGACUUAUCUUUCAAAACUCAUUUCAACUGCUCCAUUACAGCGUUUUAUCUGCAGUAUCAUAAACUCUGAUACACCAAUUCAGCCAUCAUAAACUUUUCAGCCUAGUGUGGUGUAAAUAAGGACUCCAACCACCUCAAACCUCUGUAUGUGUGUGUGUGUGUGUACACGUAUGUAUUGUUGGUUGAUGAACGUGAAAUAUGAUGUGCCAAACUGAAAAAAAAAAAUUGUUGGUGUUCAGGUGGGAAAAAAGUUUUAAUGUCACAUUAAAUCAUACAGAUUUCUAGGCCAAAAUUAUAAUAACCUUAAACAUUGUUAUGAUUCACUUAAUUAAUGUAAUUUCAGAAUAUAACCAUUAUAAUGUGAACAAGUGUGUUUUAAGAGCUGCAUCUUUCAAUGUUGAAAUAAUGAUUAAUGAACCACAUGCACUUAUUCUUUUUACCCCAUACUGUUUUUAAAAUCCACUCGCCAUGUGAAAUAAAGUUAACUCAAACCCAUUAAUCAUCAAGUUAUGUGGCUCAGUGUCCCCCUGAAACACCUUUCUCCAACUGUUGGACCCUGUGUUUGAUGCUUGGGUCUAUGUUGAACUAUGAAUGCUGCUUGUUUGGGGUAAAGCAUGACAGUGUGGAUACGAAUCCAAUAAAUGAAAUGUAUGCGCUCAAGUACAAAAAAAAUGUAAGACACUAAACGACCGGUGUCGUGUGUGUUUGAUGGAUUUUGGACAGCUUGAUUGUUUGCUGGACACAUUGUAAUGUCACAUUGGUGUAUACGGAGAAUUUUACUCAAAUCAACUGAAAUAUUUGUCACCAUUUUGUCAUGAAUAUUAUGCACAGAAAAGUUUCAUGUGAACGUGAUUUGAAGACCUGGACUGGAAAGAUUGUUUCUGAGAAAAAGAUUGCAUUAAAGGGGGAAAAAUCUUA
Morone saxatilis (striped sea-bass) is the source of this 4254-nucleotide messenger RNA. RefSeq names its product nudix (nucleoside diphosphate linked moiety X)-type motif 4b (gene nudt4b). Gene Ontology annotation, molecular function: endopolyphosphatase activity; bis(5'-adenosyl)-hexaphosphatase activity; bis(5'-adenosyl)-pentaphosphatase activity. The transcript is spliced from 5 exons. NCBI's taxonomy places the organism in Eukaryota, Metazoa, Chordata, Actinopteri, Moronidae. Gene Ontology annotation, biological process: diphosphoinositol polyphosphate metabolic process; diadenosine hexaphosphate catabolic process; adenosine 5'-(hexahydrogen pentaphosphate) catabolic process. The record is from RefSeq and is a predicted model, not a curated record. Gene Ontology annotation, cellular component: cytoplasm; nucleus. The coding region runs from base 428 to 988 and encodes 186 amino acids.